This is a messenger RNA of Diaporthe citri, 2661 nucleotides long. RefSeq lists its product as uncharacterized. Gene Ontology annotation, molecular function: mRNA 3'-UTR binding. NCBI's taxonomy places the organism in Eukaryota, Fungi, Ascomycota, Sordariomycetes, Diaporthales, Diaporthaceae. The transcript has 5 exons. The record is from RefSeq and is a predicted model, not a curated record. Bases 1 to 2661 code for a protein of 886 amino acids. Gene Ontology annotation, biological process: nuclear-transcribed mRNA catabolic process, deadenylation-dependent decay. Gene Ontology annotation, cellular component: cytoplasm.
AUGGACAACAGUCAACCAACUCACGGUCAACAACCUUCGACGCAGACUCAAGGCCAACAACCGAACCGCAACUCGAGGGCCACAAACCUCUUCCCUCCCAUAUUGAAUAGCACCGGACAAGGAGGCACCAGUAGCAUAUGGACCAGCCACCCACUCACAGAUGGCCUUGCCUCCAGGGACAGCACAGGUGUGUCCGGUGCGUAUAAGAGCUGGGAUAACGAGGGCGCAAAAUUGACACAAUCUACAGCGCCCGGCCAGUCGCUGCACUCUGUACAGAGACCGACUGCCAUCGGCGGAUCCGACGCCAGCCGGUGGCCCAGUGGACUGGCAACCUGGUCCUCUCCAGACAACGUGCAAUCUCGACCGAACCCAUCACGAAGCACAUCUCCUCCGUCUGCGUUUCAGAACACUUCCAAUACAUCCCCAUCUUUCAACCCAGGUCGCUUAACGAACGGGCAAAGCAACACCUUUCCGACGUCCCUCGCAAACACGCCCAGCGGCCUCGUUAGUCGCGCCAGUGUCUCGGGAACCUCUGGCAGAGUCAACAGUUUCCAGUCUGGAUUUGGUGGUUUUGCAAGAACCAACUCAGGGACCUCGGCCUUUGAUGAUGGCGCGGCGUCACGCGAAUCAGUACUGCCGUCAUCGAGACAGUCAGAUAGCGACACAACUGUCAAGUUUAACAAUGACGUGUCUGGGUUCCCCCAAGGGAUUGCAUCGCACUCUCGGCGUGCUUCUCGACCAUCCCUCAGCGCCGCACCGUCGUCAUAUUACCCGCAGCAGCAGCCAAGCUCGAGAUCCCAGAGCCUGAACCCGCAGAAAGACGAUGCCGCUCUCGAGGCUGCACGCCAAUCCCUGGCGAGGAACUUUGCCAGCAACUCUCCAGCCCCUCGGUUCAGCACAGUCCAGGCAAGCACACCUGCGCCUUCACAAGUCCGCUGGUGGGGAAGCGAGUUCACGCCCAACAACGGUGUCGUUCAGAACCCUGCAUACCCCCAGGAAAGCAGACGAGAGUCGCUAGCCAUGAGUGCCAACCAGUCCGCCAUGAACAGCCCGAGGGCUUUUGGUAGCGCCAGGCCCGCCGAAACAUGGGCGAGUCCAGCGCCACCCGUGGAUUUCGAUCUUUUGGCCAGAUACCAACGAUCACAACAAAGCCAGAUGUCAAGGCUGGCCACCCAGUCGCCAUAUAUCGAUCCCACAUUCGGCCAGAUCCAGAUCCCCGAGGUACCAGCGCAUAUAAUGCAACAACUAAUGCAAUAUCCCAAUUAUGGAAUGGCAGGACAACAGUACUACACUCCUACUGCUCCCGCUGCUUACGGGGGUCGACCAGUGCGCAACCAGAAUCCUUACGAGAAUUAUAAAACAACGCCUCAGCUACUCGACGAGUUCAAGAAGACGUCAAAAGGUGCCAACAGGAAAUGGCAACUCAGGGAUAUUUUUGGCUACGUGGUUGAUUUCGCCGGUGACCAACAGGGCUCGAGGUUCCUCCAGGAGAAAAUUCCUGCGGCGAACAGCGACGACAAGUCAAAAGUGUUUGAUGAGAUCAUCGUGAAUGCCAACCAGAUGAUGACGGAUGUGUUCGGCAACUACAUCAUUCAGAAGCUCUUUGAGUACGGGACUCUUCAACAGAAGAGAGCCCUUGCUUUCAAGAUGCAAGGAAACGUGGUGGAUCUCUCCGUGAACAUUUACGGCUGCAGAUGUGUCCAAGAGGCCCUUAAUUACGUCCUUGUUGAACAGCAGGUCGAGCUAGCCAUGGAGCUCAAAGACGAGAUCUUCCAACUGAUGAAGGGUGUUCACUCAAACCAUGUCGUCCAAAAGAUCCUCCAAAAGCUACCCAGGGAGCGCAUCGACUUCGUUUACGACGCCGUCCGUGGCAAGGUGUACACGCUGUCAACACAACAAUACGGCUGUCGGGUGAUCCAGCGUAUGAUCGAGCAGGGAUCGAAGGAGGACAAGGCCUUCAUCCUCGACGAAUUCCACCAAGUCGCGCACAAGCUCGUGACGGAUGAUUGGGGCAACUAUGUCGUCCAGGCCGUCAUCAAGCAGGGAGGGCCAAAGGCACGGUCGGAAGUGAUCCGACUCUGCAUCGACCAGUUCCUGGUGUUCUCGAAGCAGAAGGUCGCCAGCAAUGUUAUGGAGCACUGCAUCGAGUUCGGAGAACCGGAGGAUCGGCUGGAGAUCUACCGCUUGAUCAUGAACACCCACACAGAAGACGGCGGUUUGCUGCAAGCCAUGUGGAAAGAUCAGUUUGCAAACUAUGUUGUCCAAAAACUUUGCUUCCACCUCCAGGGUGUGGAGCAGGAGACCCUUAUCAGGGAAAGCAGACCUUACUACCUCGCGAGGAAGAAGCCCAGCCGCCCGGAUGAGAAAUGGGCGGCGUUUGAGAAUCUCAUGAGCCAGUUCAGAGCCACCGUCUCAAGGCAGGGUAGUAUCAGCAGCACGAACGGCGACCUGAACGGCGUGACAGCAUCACGACCAGGCUCACAGUCCGACAUGAACUCGGCGAUGCCUACCCCGGCGCUUACUACGGGUGGUAACAGCCCGCGGACCAGCUCCUCCCAGGCCACCAACGACGGCCCAGCCGAUGCCGAUACACCUCAACCGUUGCGAGACCUUCUCAACAAGUUCGACGAAGCGACCCUACAUGAUAAGGUUCGGGCUUAG